AUGAUGGGUGACAUUUUUGCUUGUAUAGAACCAGAGUUGAUUGGAUUUAUUCAAUAUCAUGAAAGAAUGGAUAGCACUUAUUCAAUGGCUGUGUUAGUAAGACUGGGCCGUCAUGUUAUGUCUGCUAAUGAUACCGGCUCCUUUUUAAGUAUGACUUAUGGGUCUGCAUUAGUUCAUGUAAAAAGAAAUUAUGAUAAACUCAUGCACGCUCACUUAAAAUCAAUUCAAGAAGUAAGGAUUGUUAAAAAGUCUAAAUGUGGCAUACUUCCUUUUGUUGCCAACUUUGAGUAUUUUGCCAAGACAGCUGAACAAAUAUUUAAAGAAACAGAGCGUCGAACUGAUUUAGAUAAAUGGUAUCUUAAACUCUUAACUGUAAUGUUUGAAACUAUUCAUUCAAUUGCCAGUGAACACCCUAAGACUCCCGCCGAAGUUAUCAGAAUGGAGAACUUUCACCAUUUAUAUGCAUUGCUGUUUCAAUUAAAAAUUGGUAUAUUAGAUCAAUUCAGAAAAGAUGCAAAACAAAAGUAUAGUGAGGCAUUAAGUGCUUAUGUAACACGUUAUUUUGGUAGACCGCUCGAAAAACUGAAUUUAUUCUUUGAGGUUGAAGCUAAGGUUUCACAAGGUAUAAAAGAAUCAGAAGUUGGUUAUCAAGUGGCUUUCAGUAAACAAGAAUUAAGGAAAGUAACUAAAGAGUAUCAUGGACGAGAGGUGAAAAAAGGCUUCGAUCAUUUAUAUAAAAAAGUAGAAAAACACCUUAGUGAAGAAGAAAAUUUACUACAAGUGGUUUGGAGAGCUAUGCAAGAAGAAUUCAUUCAACAAUAUAAAUAUAUUGAGGACUUAAUUCAAAGGUGCUAUCCUGGUUCCAUGAUUUCAUUAGAAUUUUCCAUUGAAGAUCUAUUACAGUAUUUCUCAGAAAUUGCUAGAUCCCAUUAG
Macrosiphum euphorbiae (potato aphid) is the source of this 933-nucleotide messenger RNA. Lineage: Eukaryota; Metazoa; Arthropoda; Insecta; Hemiptera; Aphididae. The record is from the annotation of a GenBank genome assembly.